Molecule: messenger RNA, 1400 nt
Organism: Vespa crabro (European hornet)
Lineage: Eukaryota; Metazoa; Arthropoda; Insecta; Hymenoptera; Vespidae
Product: E3 ubiquitin-protein ligase MARCHF3
Exons: 4
Coding region: 715-1314 (199 amino acids)
Biological process (GO): protein ubiquitination
Molecular function (GO): ubiquitin-protein transferase activity; zinc ion binding
Source: RefSeq, a predicted model, not a curated record
UCUAUUUUAAUGAUAAAACGAACAAUCAAUUUUUAUUAAAUAUUAUUUAAAUUACUUGCAAAUAUUAUACAGGCUGAGUCAUCGCUUUUUCAGUAUACGCUUUGAAUAACUUUUAAAUUAUACUUUCUAUGAAAAAUUAUUCUGUGUGUGUGUAUGUGUGUGUGUGUGUGUGUGCAUAUAUGCAUAUACGAAAGUUGCAUAAUUUUGAGCGAGACAUUAUGCAAUGUAUAUAUACUUUCUUUAUAAAUGACAGUAUUUUAGAAAUAUACAGAUUCACUUGAAUUUUCCCUUCAAAAAUGUCAGUAAUAAAAAUAAUAUAACUUUGAUAUAAAACAAUUUCCUUAUACAUCGAAUAAUUUCAAAGUUGAUCAAAGCAUACAUCCGUUAUAUGUUUCUUCUCUAUAUAUUUCCUAAUCAAUAACUGCGUAGCCAAUAGCUUGUCUGUUGUCCGAUUAACGAAUAUUUUUGUUGAUAAAGUAAAGUCCAAUGUUCGAGCUAAGAAGAUCAAAGUUCGUUGACUUAAGCUUGCAUAUAUACACAUACUCAUACGUCCUCACACAUUUUAGUAACUAAAAUCGAUUGGAUCAUACAUAUGCACCAGACUGCGCGUAUCCGCUUCCAGUUAACUUGGAUCACGAGCACAGCAUCCCGAUAUUACCGGUAGUAGCUCCCGGGGGUCCUUCCUGCAAUUUAAAUGGCCGCGACACGCAGCAAAUGUCUCUCGGGCUUGGCCAACAACAUCGGCUUACCCGCAGUUUGGUCUCCGUUGGUUCUAACGUCUGUCGGAUAUGUCACACCAACACUGUUAAGGAACCUCUUGUUUCUCCGUGCAGGUGUAAAGGAACUUUAGCUUAUGUCCACUUAUCGUGCUUGGAAAGAUGGUUGAAUCAGUCCUGUCGAAGUUAUUGCGAAUUGUGUCAUUAUCAGUUUAACGCAGUAGAAACGCUUCGUUACACCUGGCCCGAGUCAUUGAGGAUAUGGAUUACUCAUCCGCAUAAUCGACGAAACAUCCAAUCCGAUCUUCUAAUCUUUACGUUACUCACCGUCGUCACGAUUGGUUUAAUAAUCGUAUGUCUUUGGGGUAUGCGUUACUUCAUUAUCGAGGGUAAGAAAAUUGGUAUUUCCAAGUCAUGGACGAAAGGAAUCAUAUGGUUCUUCCUCACCAUCGUGAUAUUUGGUUACAUCACGACGGUUUAUCUUCUCGGAAAGGUAAGCUCUUUACUCAUUUUCUUUUUAACUUUGACGGAAGGUCUACCUUUAAAUUUUGCCACGUUGAGAGACCGACACUCUUUUCCUAUCUCUUGGCCAACUUAAAAGAUUACGAAACUCUAUACGAAGUCUUUGUCAUAUUACUUUUAUAUGUAUUAUAGUUAGUAAACCACACUCUUAGUUAGUUUUUA